UACACAAACACGGGGCACUCACGUUGGAUUUUGUCAUGGACACCUUCCAUUCUCGUUUUAAAGAGAAAAUAGGCGAAGUGCUGUUACCUGGCGAUGUAUUCUCAUUUGCAGCACCAGAAACAGAAGACGGUAAUAUCAAAGUCGAAAAGAUAAUAUGCGGUCCAGGCCUCCGAAGAACCGGGGAGGAAGUGAACGUGUGUAAAAGUGGAAUUCUGCGCCAUAAACAUCCAAAUCUGUACUGGAUAGAUUCUCAACAGAGACGGUAUGUACCAGCCAAGGGUGAAAGUGUGAUCGGCAUUGUGACAGCAAAGUCUGGAGAUAUAUUUAAAGUGGAUGUUGGAGGAAGUGAGCAGGCAUCUCUUUCAUACCUGGCAUUUGAGGGAGCUACCAAGAGAAACAGACCUAAUGUGCAGGUGGGAGAUCUGGUGUUCGGUCAGUUCACAAUUGCAAACAAAGACAUGGAGCCCGAGCUGGUGUGUAUAGACAGCUGUGGCAGGGCCAAUGGGAUGGGGGUGUUUGGAGCUGAUGGGCUGCUCUUUAAAUUGUCACUGGGACUAGUGCGCAGGAUUCUGGCUCCACAAAGUGAAAUAGUGAAGGACCUGGAGAAGCUUUUCCCCUUCGAGUUUGUUGGUGGGAUGAAUGGCAGAGUUUGGGUAAAGGCAAAGACUGUUCAGCAGACACUGAUAGUGGCUAAUCUACUGGAGACCUGCGAGAACAUGACUUCCCAGCAGAGACAGAUGCUGUUCAAGAGGGUGGCAGAAGGCUCCCUCUAGUGGACACAUCAAAGACCAAUUUCACAGAUUACAACCGGACAUGCUCGGCAUACUCGGCAGCUGUGAAGUGUCCACCACAAUGGUUUAAACCCUCUGGAGAUAUUUAAUAUCCAAGAGUAACAAGGGGCGGAAAUGUAACAGGAGACUUGCAUUGCUUUGUCUGGGUUGUUGACUGAUCAACAUGGAGAAGUCACUAUUUCUCUUAAAAAAAAAAAAAGGUCAACCGGAAAUAUUUUUGCUGUAAGAACAAUAUAUUUUUGUGUGUAAAAAAACAAACAAAAAAACUUCUUGAUCAAACCAUUGUCAGUUAAUGUUCACUUAAAAGUCUAGAUAAAUAUAAAAAUAGAAAUGAUUCCAUCUGGGGAAAUAACUGGUGCAAAAAAAAUGUCCCCCAUUGAUUUGCAAUUUGAUUAAAGGUUUUCCAACUACAUAAUUUAAUUGGUUGCUGUCUGAAUUUGUCAUCUAUUUCCAGGAGGGUGAGACUUUUCUCUGUUUUUUUUUAGCUGGUUUGAGGUUAAAGUUAUUUUAAUGGUAAUUGCAGGAGCAUUGCCAUUAAUAUUUUAACAGUGCAAAAGUGGUCCACAUUUCAUUGAUCGUAAUUGUGUCCGAAGUUCCGAACGAAGAUGCGAUGCGAAGUCAAGUGGCUGUUUAUGCGAAGUUCUAUACCGGUUUACAAAUAUGAUUGUAUUGUAGGCCUACUGUUUUUU
Xyrauchen texanus (razorback sucker) is the source of this 1480-nucleotide messenger RNA. Its product is annotated as exosome complex component RRP40-like. Gene Ontology annotation, molecular function: RNA binding. NCBI's taxonomy places the organism in Eukaryota, Metazoa, Chordata, Actinopteri, Cypriniformes, Catostomidae. Gene Ontology annotation, biological process: CUT catabolic process; nuclear polyadenylation-dependent rRNA catabolic process; exonucleolytic trimming to generate mature 3'-end of 5.8S rRNA from tricistronic rRNA transcript (SSU-rRNA, 5.8S rRNA, LSU-rRNA). The record is from RefSeq and is a predicted model, not a curated record. Gene Ontology annotation, cellular component: nuclear exosome (RNase complex); cytoplasmic exosome (RNase complex). The coding region runs from base 36 to 773 and encodes 245 amino acids. The transcript has 4 exons.